AUGUACAAGCUGGCCUCCUGCUGCUUGCUCUUUAUAGGGUUCCUGACUCCUCUCCUGUCUCUUCCUCUCAUGGACUCCAGGGAACUGGCCCUUCAGCUCUCAGCCCCUGAUGAGGACGCGAGGCUGGGGCUGGAGGAACUGGAAAGAACUUCCCUUCUGCAGACGCUGCGAGAGAUGCUGGGUGCAGAGAGGGGCAUCAUUCUCGGGAGAGCAGAUCCUAGUGCCAACAUUUUUAACCCAAGAAGAAAUGUGAGAAAGUUUCAGGCUCUCUCUGGACAAGAUCCUAGCAUUUUACUGAGUCACCUUUUGACCGGAACCAGGAAACAAUACAAGAAACGUGGGACUCCCUCUGAAUGCUUCUGGAAAUAUUGUGUCUGA
Molecule: messenger RNA, 378 nt
Organism: Carlito syrichta (Philippine tarsier)
Lineage: Eukaryota; Metazoa; Chordata; Mammalia; Primates; Tarsiidae
Gene: UTS2
Product: urotensin 2
Exons: 4
Coding region: 1-378 (125 amino acids)
Biological process (GO): regulation of blood pressure; blood vessel diameter maintenance
Cellular component (GO): extracellular region
Molecular function (GO): hormone activity
Source: RefSeq, a predicted model, not a curated record